Messenger RNA from Sinocyclocheilus rhinocerous, 1164 nucleotides. RefSeq lists its product as uncharacterized. The transcript has a single exon. The annotation marks the transcript as partial. Lineage: Eukaryota; Metazoa; Chordata; Actinopteri; Cypriniformes; Cyprinidae. The record is from RefSeq and is a predicted model, not a curated record.
ACCAUCAUUGACACUCCAGGAUACGGAAACACUGAAGGAUCCGAGAAAGACAGAGAGAUUUCUGAGUAUCUAACCAAAUUAUUUUCAGCUGAGGAUGGGAUUCAUUAUAUUGAUGCAGUGUGUUUUGUGAUGAAGACGUCUCAGAAUCGACUCUCUGAAAAAGAGUUUUACAUCUUUCACUCAGUUCUGUCUAUACUUGGUAAAGAUAUAGAGAACAGCAUAAUGUUUCUCAUGUCACAGUCAGAUGGAUUACCUCCAACAGAUGCUCUUAAUGCCAUUAAAACAGCAGAAAUACCCAGCAGAAAGAAAACUAAAAAACAACCUUUUCACUUCGUAUUCAACAACCGACAGAAAGAGAAAAGAGACAAAAAGUUUGAUCAUAUCUACAGAUUAUCAUGGGAAAUGGGAGAGAGAAGCAUAAAUGAGCUCUUCACACUCCUGGAAGAAAAGAACAGAAAAAGUGUUCAGUUGACAUUAGAUGUUCUGAAAGAGAGAAGCAAACUUGAGGUCUGUGUUGACAAUCUGAAGGAGAGAAUCUCUGAGAAUGAGUUAAAAAUUAAAGAACUGAAUCAGAUUCAGGAAGCCCUCAGACAGAACGGAGAAAAUAUUAAAAAUUGUAAAAAUUCUGAGGUUAAAGUCAAUAGAAGUUUCAAAGAAAAAGUCUCCAUUGAAAAUGCAUCAUGGAGGAACAGAAACGCAACCUGCUGCUCCGUCUGUGAGGAAAACUGUCAUGAAAACUGCUGGUUUGCAACCUGCUGCUCCAUCUGUGAGGAAAACUGUCAUGAGAACUGCUGGUGGGUGAAUGAUCUCUCAUGGUGUGAAGCCAUGCGGAACUAUAACUGCACUGUGUGUACAGGAAAGUGUCAUUACAGCAAACAUGUCAGAGAGAACAAAAAAUAUGUGAUGAAGACAAAGGAAGAUAAAAUGAAAUUUGAAGAAUUUGAAAAAGAGUACGAACACAAUGGUGACCAGAAUGGAACCAGCUUUAACAAAGAAGAAUAUGAAAAUAUUAAAAAGAAACUUGAAAACAACAUGAAAGAGUCUGAAAAUAAAACAAAAGAAGAAGAAAAACUGAAAAGUGAACUGGAAAAUAAUAAAAAUGAAAAGUCCAAACUGCUGCAUGACGCUUACAUCAGCAUCGUGAGUCUGUCUAAGGUCGCAUUA